AUCACAAAGAACAAUAAAAAUGAAGUGAAUCAAUGCGGCAGUGCAUUGAUAUUCGGUCCCCGGACGUGGUGAUUAUGAUUUCGCGGACGCGCCGCUUCUAAUUGAAUAUUAAACGUAAGUUUAAUUAUGCAACGUGCUAUAUCUGACUGCCUUGAACUGGGCACCUUUGUUUACCCGUUUAAAUAAACACCGAUACAGAUUCGUAAACAACAACCAGUACGCCGUUAGGUUUUCAGAUGUGACACAUAUCUCUGACAUGCUCUUGAAAAUCGGAGGGAAUGGAAAUUCUCGUCUCGAGGAAGAUUAUUUUGGCCCUCAUAAUCCUAGCUGCGAUAUCUUUUUACAUUACUUUCAUAUUCAACUCGUGUGUGGUGUCUAGCAUCUCCAAAGCAAUACCAAAAUGGCAUAUUCACCCGGUGGUGGCAAACGAUGUACCAGUGGUACAUUACUCGACAUCGGUUCGUGUGGUGUCCUUGUUGGAAGGCAACGAAACUGACAUAUCGCCAAAAUAUAAAUUCUUUAGGGAACAGGGUUUGAGACCGGAACGGCAGCUACCAAGUGCUUUAAUCAUAGGUGUUAAGAAAGGCGGAACUCGAGCCCUCCUGGAAUUCAUACGGAUCCACCCCGACGUCCGCGCUGCCGGCAACGAGGUACACUUCUUCGACAAGAACUACAUGAGAGGUUUCCAAUGGUACAGGAACCACAUGCCCGCCACCCUAGAAGGUCAACUGACCAUAGAGAAGACCCCUUCGUACUUUAUAACCAAAGAGGCGCCCCGACGGGUGCAGCUUAUGAAUCCCUCCACUAAACUGUUAGUAGUAGUUAGAGAUCCCGUCACUAGAGCCAUAUCCGACUACGCUCAAGCCAUUUCCAAGAAAUACGACAUGAAACCCUUCGAGCAGCUAGUUUUCGUGAACGGGUCCAUCGGGAGUAUCAUCGACACGUCCUGGGGGCCCGUCAAGCUCGGCAUCUACUCGAGGUACUUGGCUAGGUGGCUGAAAUUCUUUCCUUUGUCGCAGCUGUUAUUCGUAAGCGGCGAGAGACUCGUUUUAGACCCGGCUAUCGAGCUGAAAAGAGUACAAGACUUCUUAGGACUGAAGCGAGUGGUGACCGAGAAGCAUUUCUACUUCAACUCCACCAAGGGCUUCCCUUGUUUGUUCAAGAGCGAGGGGCACAGCGCACCGCACUGUCUAGGUAAGACCAAGGGACGUAGCCACCCCUACGUCAAUCCGGUAGUCUUGCAGCGUCUUAGGAACUUUUAUAGGCCGUUCAACAACCACUUUUACCAGAUGACCGGCAUCAAUUUCGGUUGGGCUUAGGGACUUAAUUUUGUGGCCGGCGUCGCCACUUUUAUAAUUAUCGUUUGUGAAAAAAACAGUCAAUUUUUAUAUAACUAUAUACCUCUAGAAUACAAAGAAUACACAGAGAGCUUUAAUCCGUACAGUAGGGUUCGUAGGUAAGCAACACGUUCUAGUCGGUUAAUAUUUUCCAAAUUGCGUACAAACGCGAACGAGAUUUACGAUUUCUCAAAAUCUACGGGUUUCGAUUAGAAAGAAUUCUGUUUAGUAUUUACAACGUAUAAAUUAAAUUUAAAAGUCUAGCUGCAAUAAAAUGAAACGAGAUGUCUUAAAAUAUUACUCGAUUAGAAUCGUUUAGAUAACGUAGAUUUAGAAGUGCUUUGGGACUUAAUUUUGUUUUCCGUUUGUUACUUUAUUGGUUGAUAGUUUGUUACUAACUUUAAGUAGGUACCAUGAGACUAAAUCGAUUGUGUUCAUUUUCACGGAUAUCCCACUAAUACUACCAUUUUGUACCUAGUUUCGCCGUCAGUUCUUCAACAUCGAGAAAUUUCAUCGUAUAUUCGAGAAUUUUACUUAAUAUUUUGCUGUUAACUUGUUACGAAUUUAUUUUUAUAUUUUUAUGUCAGUUAAUUAAUGCUAUCUCUAUAAUUUAUAGUUUAUGACCCAACUUAUUGCGUAAAUAUCUAGUUAUAUACAUCGAUUUGAUAAAAAUAUGCUAAUUAAACAAAAAAAAUUGGAUUUAAAUUCAAAACUGUAAAAAAAAUUUAAUGGGGAAACUAGGUGCUCUACGACAUAUUUUGCCUAAUAAAUUGUUUUCCUUUGUCUCUGAUAUGUCUCUCCUAAGCCAUAUCUUUGUGAAAAUAAUCUUGUUUUAUUAACAACAAUAAGUAUCUUAUCAACUAUUUACAAAAGGUUUAAGAUAUUCUGUCUAGUGUCAUUAUCUAAUCUCCAGUAUUGUUUUCGUACGUUAUUUAUAGACGUACUUUGUUUUUUUUUUAUUUCAUUCCUUGAUAAAAGAUAAUCGACCGGGUCUUUCGGAAAAUAUUUUUCCUAAUUCCUCAGCUGAAAUAUUUUUGUAUUACGUUAUCGUUCUCUUUAAGGGGGGAUACCACAUUAAGAGGCUGAUUUUCAGGUGGUUCUCAUGAUUUUUUUUAUUGAGACAAAUUGAUUAGAAUUUGAUCAAACUUUGACAUUAUUUUUUACAUUUACAAAUUUUUUCAAGUCAUUUGUGUUGCAAAUGCCGAAGCAACGGGCUGUUGUCCACCGAAGAUCGCAAUUUUGAUCUGGAAGCAAAACGGGUUGUUUUUUUGCAUUAUUUCAUGUUUUCUAAGAAUAUGAACCUCAUUGCGGGUAAAAAUUGUGAAAAUUGAAGCUUUGAUACAUGUUUGAAAAAAAUGUAUCGAUUUUAACCAUUUUUUUUCAUUUAUUUUGAAUAAAAAACACCCUUAAAAUUAUGAUAUCAUCCCAAUUGUUGGUUUAUGUCCUUUGUAAUUUCAUAAAGAAACGCACUUCAAUUUUCAUAACGAUCGGUUCAUAACUAAAAAAAAUGUUUUGAGAAAAGCGCGAUUGAAGAUUUCCAAAAAUUUGAAAUUUGAGAAAAUUAUGAAUAAUUAAGAGUUAUUUCCGAUCAAUUAGCAAUUGCAGCACCAUAUAACAGUCCCUCUUCCUCAUAGGCAUCAUUCUGAGCUUGCAGCUGUUCUUUUCUUGCUUAAGAGGGCUCUGUAGCAAAUAGCCAACCAGCGAUACAUUUUUAUAGAUUUUAUUACAGUUUGUAUAAAUUUGAAUGCUUGUACAAAUAACAGAGACUUUCCCCCAUUCUAAUGCAGA
Anoplophora glabripennis (Asian longhorned beetle) is the source of this 3125-nucleotide messenger RNA. It is a transcript of the gene Hs3st-B, whose product is annotated as heparan sulfate glucosamine 3-O-sulfotransferase 3B1. The record is from RefSeq and is a predicted model, not a curated record. Gene Ontology annotation, molecular function: [heparan sulfate]-glucosamine 3-sulfotransferase activity. Lineage: Eukaryota; Metazoa; Arthropoda; Insecta; Coleoptera; Cerambycidae. Bases 279 to 1319 code for a protein of 346 amino acids. The transcript has 3 exons.